Messenger RNA from Lolium perenne, 659 nucleotides. RefSeq names its product auxin-responsive protein SAUR36-like. NCBI's taxonomy places the organism in Eukaryota, Viridiplantae, Streptophyta, Magnoliopsida, Poales, Poaceae. The record is from RefSeq and is a predicted model, not a curated record. Gene Ontology annotation, biological process: response to auxin.
CUGCACACUACCUGAUAAAAAAUUCUCUAACCUUUGAGCAAAGAAGGAAGAAGCAACCAUGAUCAGUACCAAGAAAUUUGCUCAGAUGACAAAGAAGUGGGAGAGGAUGGCUCAUCUCAGGAGGAAGCGGCUUAAUUUGGUGGCAGCAGACGAUGAGUGCUGCACAUCUGUGGCAUCGGAGGGCCACUGCAUCAUGUACUCUGCAGAUGGAAGGCUGUUCAAGGUCCCACUAGCAUACCUUGGCACGACCAUCUUUGCUGAGCUCCUGAGGAUGUCUCAGGAGGAGGAGUUUGGCUUCGGAAGCGAUGUAAGGAUCACUUUGCUUUGUGAUGCUGCAGAGACGGAGUAUGUCAUGUGCUUGAUCAGAAGAAAUGCAUCAGAAGAGGUCGAGAGGGCCUUCCUGAGCUCUGUAGUGAGUUCUUGCCACCAAGGAAAUGGCUUGGCUUCACCCAUGGAACUUAGUCAGCAAGUUGCUGUUUGUAGCUUCUGAAGAUAGACUGUCUGCUUAGUCUUUUGUGUACUUAGGCACGAUGUAAAUAUUUUCAUGUGGCAGAAAGUAAAUGGAACAAACAUGUUUCAGUCUUUUCCAUUAGUUUCUGAUGUCUGCUUUCCCUGGAUUAAGCGGUGGAGCUACUGAGCUCAACAUUUCAUUACAUGUC